CUUAUACCUUAUGUUCUGAUUCUAGUAUUGUCACACAAGAUGCCUAAAUGGUAAUUUCAUUGUUACACAUGAAGUACAUAGACAGACUGUACUGUAUCUAAAUACUGGACAGCAGUGACAAUCAAGUUCUAAAGAUUGUGGCUUGAAAACGUAAUGAUAUAGCUCGACAUGCCAGAACUUCUACACUGCUAACAAAAUGCUCAAAGAAAGAGCCACUCUCAGACUCUUUGUCCUCGCCACCCUCACACUGUGCUCUGUGUUCUCCAAUGCUCACAUGAUCUCUGUCACUGCUGAUAGGAACUGCAGUAAAUCUUGUCAGACAUUGGAUAUGGCUUUGCAGAAUAUACGUUCCAAUUCUACUCUACAGUUAGAGCCAGGGACACACACUGUAAGAAGUAGCUAUAAUGUUUCUGGAAAAACUGAUUUGAGCAUUGUUGGUGACCUAGGCAAUAGUUCGGAUGUGAUCAUAGAGUGUGAUGAUUCUUUUGGACUGAUUUUCGUGAACAUCCAGAGGCUGACUAUCACUGGAGUAGUUAUUCAGAAUUGUGGCUUCACAGGAUUCGAUCGUGUUUCAACUCUUUUCGUUUCAGUUAAACUUUCUGUAGCUGCGUGUUUUCCACCAUUAUUCCAAUUUUCAACUGGUAUAAUGCUUGUAGACAUUCAGAAUUUGGUGAUGGAGAACACUGUCAUUCAAGAGAACGAAGGUUUUGGAUUGGUUGGAAUUAACAUCGUUGGAUAUUCGAGAUUUUCAAAUGUUGACUUUAUUUCAAACUAUCCCUCCAACAAUUCAGUAUGCAAUUUCAGAGUAACACUCUCUACUGGCGGCUCUGGGGGAGGUCUCUUCUUGCUCUACCUUGACUACAUAGAGGAGUCAAAAAAUAUCCAAGCUGAAAACUCAACCUUUACGUUUGAAAAUGGGAACAUAAUGAACAAUUACAACUGCAGACGAGACCCCUUCACGGUUCUAUACAACAAAUUGUCAAGAACGUUAGGCUCGACAUUUGCUCUGAACACAAGUAUAGCAGGAUCAGGAGGUGUGAGUGUAUCUCUCGGACAAGCAAGGUAUGGGGUCAAUACUCGAUUUGACCGCUGCACGGUUAUCAACAAUUCAGCCUUGUAUCAUAAUGCAGGUAUGAAUGUUCUCUUGUACAAUAUAACACAAAGGAGCAACAUUAUUAUUCAAAACUGCAUAUUUCGCAAAAAUGGUGGUCUAUUUUACAGAGGUGGCAGAACAUUUCCUAACAAUGGUUUAGAUCCGUUUGGUGCUCUCAGUAUUGCUUUUUUUGUACCAAUUCCAACAGAUUUCGAUCUUUUUCGAUUUGAUCCAGUCAUUUCUGUUAUAGACUCAAGCAAAGUGCAAAUAGAGAACUGUUCUUUUGUUCACAACAUAGCUUUGUCAGGAAGUGGUCUGCUGAUUUUCUCGUUUACAACCGCAACUGUAUAUACAGAUGAUUUGAUUACAAUAAAAGACUGUGUAUUUCGGAACAAUAGUGGAAACUUUGGUAGCGGACUGUUUAUAACUGAACUAAGUUAUAGUGCUUUUGAAUCACGACUAAGCAUAAUCAUCGAUUCGAUUCUCAUUGAAGGCAAUCAACCACUGUUGACUUCUUUUGGGACAACAACAACUCAGUUUGAAACUUAUUCUGCAGCAGAAAUCAGCAACGUACGAGUGCAUUUUAUUGGUAAUAAUACUUUCACUCAAAACGACAUGACGGCUUUGUCUACUAGAAGUGCUAUUUUGGCGAUGUCUGGAUAUGUUCUCUUCUCUCACAAUAGUGGAGUUAAUGGUGGUGGCUUACAUUUGGAGAGAGAGUCGUACGUUGUUUUUAUCAACCAAACAGAACUGGUGUUUGAAAACAAUAGUGCCAUUGUAGUAGGUGGGGCAAUAUAUGUUGAUUUCAGGACUAUUCGCUCGAGUGAUUACGAUUGCUGGUUGUUUUUUGAAAAAGUUGACGUUAACUGUAAUGUAGACAAUAGCUGUUCAAUACCUAACAACAGGCACAUAAUAAAAUUUUUAAGAAAUGUUGCUCCGUUAGGUAAAGCAAUAUUUGGUUCAAACCUUUUUGAUUGUCCUUGGAGAGCAAAUGAAAGUAUCAGUAUCCUAAACAUCACCGACAUAAACUGCUCCAGUAUUAGUCACCUGAAUCCACAAGAAUUACCUGUAGUUUACGAUCCACCAUUAGAACCAGAUGAUAAUGUAACAAUCAACACUUUUCCACUGUUGCUAACUACAACACCAGAAGAAAAUUCCUCUUCACCAAUCAUAUUGGUUAAUGUGAUUGUUGAGCCAGGACAACCAUUUGUAAUACCCCUGAGUGCCUACGAUAGAUUAAGCAAACCUGUACCUCUUACGAUAUUCUCUCAGAUAAAUGAUAGUGCAGCAUCGGCGACAAUUGGCGCUAGCAACAGACGACUACUUUCUGGAGGAGAGGAAGCAUUCAGUAAUGUUUUUAUCCGUGUGAAUGGAAGUGUGGGAGGGCAGUAUAGCGUUAGCCUCACUUCGAACGAGGUAUCAUUGGUGGCUACAUUCACUGUAUUUGUGACUUUGAGAAACUGCUCUGCUGGGUUUACAUACAAUGAAACGACAAUGAGUUGCCAGUGUGAUAUUUCAUUGUACUUGAAUGGCGUCAUGUGCAACACAAAUCGUAGCAUAUCUUUUGAAGUAGAUAAUUGGAUAGGGAUUGACGAAAGAGGGUUUUAUAUACAGGCACCUUGCAUUCGAAAUUUUUGUAAAGGUCAUACCUCGGUACCAAUAGUGUUUUUAUCGAAGCCUGAUACCCAGUGCAGGAACCAUCGCUCUGGUCUGCUGUGUGGGGGGUGUGCUAACAACUACAGUCGUGUAUUAGGAGGAACAGAAUGUGAACUCUGUACCAACAAUGAUUACUUGGCCUUGAUUGUUCUGUUUGCUGCUUUGGGAAUCAUCCUUUUUGUUAUUCUUGCUUUGUUUAAUGUGACAAUUACUGAUGGUUUUGUCAAUGGCUUCAUCUUUUAUGCAAAUAUAUUCAGUGUGUACACAUCGAUGUUUCUUCCAGUCAUGGAAGUUAGAGGUAGACCACCUCUUGCUUUAAUCUCUUUCUUGAAUCUGAACUUAGGAGUCAAGUCGUGUUUUUACGAAGGAAUGACUGAACUUGAUCUGGUUGGUUUGAAUCUAAUUUUCCCCUUGUAUCUGAUGGUCAUUUUUGUCGCCUUUGCUCUGUUUGGAAAGUAUGUCACGUACGAAAGAGUCUCAAACUUCUACUGCAAAAUACGUAUCACUCAUAUUUUUGCAACCCUCCUCUAUAUUUUUUAUGCUAGUGUAACGGAAACGUGUGUAGCCAUUCUUGCAUUUGUUCCGAUAACAAUCAACCAGCAAGAGGAGCAAAUCAUUCGAUGGGGACGCGACCCAAAUGUCAUAUAUGGCCAUGAAAUUCAUGGAGUUCUAGUUGCCGUAAGUUUAAUACUGCUUGUGGUUCUACUUCCCUUGCCAAUUAUUUUAUUAGUUCCCAAGAUUUCUUACCAAGUGCCAUACGUAAAGAAUUAUAAACCGGUUAUUCAUGCCUUCAUUGCUCCCUUCGCUCCUAAUAGAACAUUUUGGGUCAGCUUUCGUCUUCUUUUCCGUGUAUUGAUAUACGCCAUCUCAGCUCUUGGGGUGAACAAAAUGCAGCUUGUUAUUAUGUCUUUCUGUAUAACUUCCAUAACACUUUUGCAAGCAUAUUUGAAACCCUUUGCCAAUGCAAGUCGAAACAUUGUGGAUACUUUUCUGAUGUUAAACCUCACCCUAUUUUCAAUAGCUGCAAUACAGCUCUUCGAUAUACCCUUAACCAAAGAAUUUCAUACAAUGACUUUUAUGCUCAUCUUUAUAUACAUCUUCUCAAUCAUGCUUGCUUUUUUUUUCACUCACUGUGUGUUGAAGAGAUUCCAGUGCUCAAACAAACCGUACACAAAGGUUAUAGAAUGGAUUAGUGGCAAGCUUCAAGAAAUGACGGAGUGGUUUGAAAAUCCUCGCUACUGUUGCUCAAAGGAAAAUCUUAAUAAAGAUCCAAUUGAGAUGUCUCUCAGUAUCAGAAAUAAUGUCAUAACUCAUUCUAGUGUUGAAAUACAUCCUGCUAGUAGUCUUCGUGAGUGUUUGUUGGAGGAUUUACCAGCUAAAGCACAGAAAAAGAGGCUAUAAGUUUUGAACAUAAUUAUAAUAAUAAAUAUGUGCUAUAUGGAUCUAUUUAUAUGCUCAUUUGUAUGUGUGUGUUAACGUUUUUGAUUCGUUUUACUGAUGUGUGAUUAUACUUUUUUCUGGACAGGUUAAGUUUGGCUAAUAGA
Molecule: messenger RNA, 4293 nt
Organism: Halichondria panicea
Lineage: Eukaryota; Metazoa; Porifera; Demospongiae; Suberitida; Halichondriidae
Exons: 2
Coding region: 197-4150 (1317 amino acids)
Source: RefSeq, a predicted model, not a curated record